AACGGAACGUACUAGAGAGAACAUGAAGAGUACCGUGAGUGAGCCCGUGACCGACCGGGAACAGUAACGUAACUAGACUGCUUGCGCUAUUAAUGAAAGGCUUCCAGGCUCUUCUCUUCUCGCUGUCCGAUCCGGCCACGCACCCUAACGAGCGCCGCUCCUUACGAGAACGACGCGGGACCGAGCCGGGUCCAGCAGACGGCGGUACAAGAACUCGGAGCUUGGAGGAACUGCGAGAACAGGUCCAGAAGGGUCUGGAGAGAUGCUGCUAGAAGUGUGUGGAUCGACGGCAAAGUUAGCAGGAAAAUUGCGCCUGCUCUUAAAUUUCCUGAGUAAAAAACGAGAAAAUUCCACGUGGGUAGGUGACAGUGCAGGAGCAGCAGGCCGUAGAGGUUUCGAGAGAUGACAGCGGACGAAUUCGCUCUCCCUCGCUCUUGCCUACGGUCGUGGUCGUGGUGCCUAGGGUUAGAUCUUCCAGACGCUUUCAGAAGAAGCGAAAUCUGGUAUAUAGUUCCUGGCUCGCCCCAAGUGCUCUCAGUCAGUCGAGUAAUCUGCAAAAUACGAACAUCUGUGGAGUGAGCGGGAGUUCUUUCGUGCGCAAAUUGGAGCUGCGGAGUUGUGUUAGUAGUCUGGUAGAUAGUGAGUGAUUCGAAGAUCGGUGCUUCGUCGAAAUCUUGAUUCCGAGUGCCGCAACCGGGGGCAUACGAGUGUGAGCUGCGAUGACGGGCAAGGGCGAAGGUCCGGCCAUCGGUAUCGAUUUGGGCACGACGUACAGUUGUGUUGGAGUGUGGCAGCAUGAUCGCGUCGAGAUCAUCGCGAACGAUCAGGGUAACAGAACGACGCCUUCCUAUGUGGCCUUCACGGACACAGAGCGUCUCGUCGGAGAUGCUGCGAAGAAUCAAGUGGCUAUGAACCCGAUCAACACCGUGUUCGACGCCAAGAGGUUGAUCGGUCGCCGAUACAGCGACGCCACUGUCCAGAGUGACAUCAAGCUGUGGCCAUUCAAGUGUAGUCCAGGGCCAGGUGACAAGCCCAUGAUCCACGUUGUCUACAAGGGUGAGGAGAAGGAGUUUGCAGCUGAGGAAAUUUCCUCCAUGGUGCUCAUCAAGAUGAAGGAAAUCGCAGAAGCGUUCCUCGGCAAUACCAUCAAGAACGCUGUCAUCACAGUGCCAGCCUACUUCAACGAUUCUCAGAGGCAGGCUACUAAGGAUGCAGGAGUCAUCGCGGGGUUGAACGUCAUGCGAAUUAUUAACGAGCCUACUGCUGCUGCUAUUGCCUACGGUCUCGACAAGAAGGCAACUUCCGUCGGUGAGAAGAAUGUGUUAAUUUUCGACCUCGGUGGUGGUACUUUUGAUGUGUCCCUGCUGACUAUCGAAGAAGGUAUUUUCGAAGUGAAAGCUACCGCCGGAGAUACCCAUCUCGGAGGUGAGGACUUCGACAACAGGCUGGUGAACCACUUUGUGCAGGAGUUCAAGAGGAAGUACAAGAAAGAUAUUAGCAGCAACCCCCGAGCACUUAGAAGACUGAGAACUGCCGCCGAGAGAGCGAAGAGGACUUUGUCGUCCACUGCUCAAACGACUAUUGAGAUUGACUCGCUCUACGAAGGUGUCGACUUCUACUCAACCAUCACCCGUGCUAGAUUCGAAGAACUGAACAUGGAUAUGUUCAGGAAAUGUAUGGAACCCGUAGAAAAAUGCCUCAGAGACGCCAAGAUGGAUAAGAGCUCCAUUCACGACGUCGUUCUCGUCGGCGGAUCUACCCGUAUCCCGAAGGUUCAGCAAUUGCUGCAAGAUUUCUUCAACGGCAAGGAGCUCUGCAAGAGCAUCAACCCCGACGAAGCCGUUGCUUACGGAGCUGCCGUGCAGGCUGCUAUUCUGUCUGGAGAGGGUAACGAGAAGGUGCAAGACUUGUUGCUCUUGGAUGUCACCCCCCUGUCUCUUGGUCUCGAGACGGCCGGAGGAGUAAUGACUGUUCUAAUUCCGAGGAACACCACCAUUCCCACGAAGAAGGAACAGGUCUUCUCCACAUACUCAGACAACCAACCUGGAGUGCUCAUUCAAGUGUACGAGGGAGAGAGGACGAGAACGAGGGAUAACAACCUCCUCGGGAAAUUUGAGCUGUCUGGCAUCCCCCCUGCACCCAGAGGCGUGCCCCAAAUCACAGUCUGCUUCGACAUUGACGCCAACGGUAUAUUGAAUGUUUCAGCUGAGGACAAGACUACUGGUCAGAAGAGUAAGAUCACCAUUAAUAACGACAAGGGUCGCCUGAGCAAGGAGGAGAUUGAGAAGAUGGUGCAAGACGCAGAAAGGUAUAAGUCUGAGGACGAGGAUCACAAGAAGAAGAUCGAGUCCAAGAACAGCUUGGAGAACUACGCCUACAACAUGAGGAAUACCAUCAAGGACGAGAAGAUUGCAAGCUCGUUGCAGGCAGCAGACAAGAAGAAGAUCGAAGAGGCCGUCGAAGCCGCCAUCGAAUGGUUGGACAACAAUCAACUUGCCGAAGCCGAUGAGUUCGAUGACAAAAUGAAGGAGCUAGAAAGCAUUUGCAACCCGAUUAUCGCGAGGAUGUAUCAAGGUGGUGCCGGUGGUCCUCCUACUGGCCAUGCUGACGACGACGAUGCCGCACCAUCUGGUGCUGGCGCCGGACCAAAGAUCGAAGAGGUCGACUAAAUUACAGAAUAGAAUGAUUGGAGACUUUAGUCUCGCCUUAGAAGAUUGCUUACACCAUUUUGAAUUUGUAGAUAGAUUUACACUCAUAGUUUGCCCUUCCUCCCAAUUCAAUUUUUUAGGGGUGAGUUGUCAGCCACCGGAAAGGUUGGCGUAGCUGGGCAUUUUUUUGGUUAAUGUACAAUAUGAGAAGUAGUGCAUGCUGUCUAUUUCAUUUUGCGCACAAACGCACAAUCGUGACGUAUAAUGCAAAUGGCCAGUUAUGGUUUCUAAAUGAAACACCAAGUUGCAAAAACUCACUUGUGAUGAAAUAUUACCUCUGAUCUUUCCUCACUGAAUGGAAAAGGAAAGAAGUGAUGAUCGUAUGUGUUAUUGUUGAGUACUCAAACAAUCUUAAAACUGGAAAAAACUAGAUUUGAAC
This is a messenger RNA of Marchantia polymorpha subsp. ruderalis, 3087 nucleotides long. The record is from the annotation of a GenBank genome assembly. Lineage: Eukaryota; Viridiplantae; Streptophyta; Marchantiopsida; Marchantiales; Marchantiaceae.